Messenger RNA from Drosophila biarmipes, 304 nucleotides. RefSeq lists its product as uncharacterized. The record is from RefSeq and is a predicted model, not a curated record. The coding region runs from base 49 to 285 and encodes 78 amino acids. The transcript has 2 exons. NCBI's taxonomy places the organism in Eukaryota, Metazoa, Arthropoda, Insecta, Diptera, Drosophilidae.
AACCCACUUUAAUCGCCUGCCUUCCGUUGCCAACAAACGAGGUCUACAAUGCGGAUCGCGUUCCUAAUCUUCGUCCUCUGCCUUCAGCUACACACUUCAAUGGGCUUAGUGACUAAGCUGGCGGGACUUAAAGCUAGAUUUUUGAAUGCUACUGGAAAUACUAUCCAGGAGGGUGGUUCCUUGUUGUAUAAACUGGGAUCGCUACUGGAGAUCUAUGGGGACAGUGGUGGGAACGCAACCUUGCCCAGCGCCCGGGAUGUAUUUAAACUAUUGAAAUUAAACUAAGCGUGUAUUUUCACAAAUA